AUGGCACGGGCAGCCAUUGCCUUGAGCCGUCGGGUUGAGGACUUUUCCCGGAAAAGUUGUCGAGCGUUUCCACUUGAGGAGCUGUACCGAUUGGGCCGUGGAACUGGGCAGGAUCGUUUGCAUCUCGCCCGCCUCAUUCAUCAGGAGGUUGCCAUCCGAAAUGCACAGUUGUGUAAGGAGCUUCUGCUCCUUCCUUUCGGUCUUGCGCAGACAGAGGGUGUCGGCCGUGUUGUUGAGUGCUUCAGCAGCUACGUGGAUUGGCUGUCAGCUUUUCCCGUCCCCCAGGAACCCAAGCAUGAUGAAGAUUUCACGCAGUUGUUGGAACAGAUUCUCCAGGACAAUGCAGAUGUCACCCGAUCUCUUGGGACAGCCGUUCAUGAAGUGAAGACGGCCCUGGGCAGUGCCUAUGAAGAAGUACGUCCUGAAGUAGACUUGAUCAUGGACCGAUUCUUCAUCAAGCGCAUCGGGCUUCGCUUCUUGAUACAGCACCACAUCGAGGCAGCGCAGGUGGUUCCUGGAGCUUCGGGCAUCAUCCGCAGUGACGUCGGCGUAGGCGAGAUCCUCCGCAGUGCUGCGACUGAAGCGCGCAAGAGCGUCGAGGAUGAACUGGGCAUCUCACCAGAUGUGGAGGUCUUUGGUGAUGGAGCUGAGAUCCCCAUCACCCAGUCGACUCAUGCAAGUACCUAUGCGACAGGCCGAGGGUUGGGAAGCAGCCCGAACUUAGUGCACAACCGGCACUUUACGCAUGUGCCGAGCCACGUGCGCUUCAUAUGCUUCGAGCUGUUACGUAAUGCCUGCCGUGCGGUAGCUUCAAAUUGGCAGCGCAGACAGUUGCAAGAACAGCAAGAACUCCUGAUAUCCGUGGCAGAUGCUGCCUUCAAAGCAGGAGAUGGGGAUAACUUGCCAUCUUACCAAUCCGUACCUCUUGGACGAGCCGCAGUAGCAACUCUCCCGUUCGCGGUGCCAUCAGGAAUGUGGAAGACAAACCAUGGAGAACGACCGGCGCCGGUCCGCGCAAUUUUCGCCUACGGGAGAGAUGAGGUGUCCAUCAAGGUCUCAGAUGAAGGUGGUGGACUUCCCAGGAGCGAAGUGCAAACCGCGUGGAGCUACUACACCUCUGGAACACAUUCCCACUCUGCUCGGCCUCGACAUGCGCAGGUUGACUUUCACGAGCCAAGAGAGCUUUUGCAGACUGCUGGAGUUGGCUUGCCGCUGGCCAGACUGCAUGCGCGGUACUACGGAGGUGACGUGGUAUUGAAAUCGAUGGAGGGAUUUGGAACUGAUGUCUACGUUUUCUUACACAGGCUCGGGCAGUGCUGCGAGAACUUGCCGCAGGGCGUUCGGAUCAGUCCAGCACAGCAAGAUUCCUCAGUUGGAGGGGAGGCUUCUAUUCGACUCUUAGAGGCCUUGGGCGACAUGAGUGAGGCAGACGUCGCCUUCCUGACCCGGCGUCUACAUGAAAGGCGCUUGAGGAUGCAGGACAGCCAAAGUGCUGCAGAAGAUUCGUAG
This is a messenger RNA of Symbiodinium pilosum, 1509 nucleotides long. NCBI's taxonomy places the organism in Eukaryota, Dinophyceae, Suessiales, Symbiodiniaceae. The record is from the annotation of a GenBank genome assembly.